AUGUUUGAGGGAGCUGACGAUGGCCAUGGGGAUGAGACGGACGAGGAGGAGGAUGAUGAUGAUGAUGAGGUCGAGGAUGGGGAUGGCGCGGAUGGGGGAAUUGGGUCGGAUAUGGAGGAGGGGUCAAACGAUGGAACGGAUGACAGAAUAGAUGGGGAGGGUGACGAGGAUCUCCCGGAUGAUCAGCUGGAUGAUGAGGAGCUCGAGGAGCGUCAGAUACGCCGAGCGGCCGAGAUUGAGGCAGACGAGGCAGCGGCGGAAGAGGCAUACAGCACGGUGGAGAGAGAGUCCCUGGCGGAGGCGCUAGAGCAGCUGAAGCGGCGGAAAGAGGCCGACAGGGUCGGGAGGAGCAGCACAACCAAUCCUUGGUCGAAAUCCAGCAAGUCCUUGUCGACGCUUAGCGUACCACCUCGUUCUUCCAAAAGGCAGGCCGGUAUGACAAAGCGGAGCAAGGCCCUAUCCAAGCAGUACUAUCCCACCGCCAACAUGCUCAGCCCAGAUGCAGCUCGACGCGUCAUUGCGACCGCGGCCGACUACAGCCCAGUCUGGGAUGACAAAUGCAAGAAGGGGGACUUCCUCUUCUACAUUCCUCGCGAGGAGCAAAUGGCCUGCCUCCUAUGCGGUACCGGUCGACUCACUCCGCGCCGCAAGCGCUGGUCGCAGGUGCCAUACUUCCCCAUCACCCCUCGCCUCGCCGCCCUUAUGUCCAACUCCAAGUGGUAUGAAAUUCUUCUUAUCGGUCUACCUUUCUCGGCUCGGCCGACCUGUACGGCGAUACCUUCCUUGGUUCAAGGCAUCUGGAUCUGA
Molecule: messenger RNA, 807 nt
Organism: Dioszegia hungarica
Lineage: Eukaryota; Fungi; Basidiomycota; Tremellomycetes; Tremellales; Bulleribasidiaceae
Exons: 2
Coding region: 1-807 (268 amino acids)
Source: RefSeq, a predicted model, not a curated record